Messenger RNA from Diachasmimorpha longicaudata, 928 nucleotides. RefSeq lists its product as uncharacterized. The transcript has 2 exons. The record is from RefSeq and is a predicted model, not a curated record. Bases 405 to 731 code for a protein of 108 amino acids. Lineage: Eukaryota; Metazoa; Arthropoda; Insecta; Hymenoptera; Braconidae.
UCAUUACACCAAUCCCAAUUUUUCCGACGCCCGACCACCCAAAAUCACGUUCCUCAACUAAACAUUGGUCCUUCGAGCCGGAUGGUGCGGUAAAAAACAGUGAAAAAUUGUGAAAGUGCAGUGAAAUUUCAACGAAACCAAAAAGGACGCCAAGUCCUAUAGUAAAAUCAACGACCCGUGGAAUCUUCUGGAACAUUCCAACGUGUUUACAUUCCAUCGGGUCUCAAAUUUCCCUGACCGCGCGUGCGACAAUUCGGGAAUGCUCGGCCCACUUCGCUCAACUUCGUCAGUAGUCCCCCACUUACUGGGACUGUGCUCAACGAGUGAGGUCGCACCCCACUCAACGUCAACUCAACGGUCGGUAAAACUCAACGGUCGGUAACGUAGCUAUAUUAGUUACCAACAUGGCAGAUGAUGGAGAGUACGAGCCAACCCAACCCAUUGAAAUUAACGUCGAGAUCAACCCCGUAUCUCCAAUCGUCGUUAACCCUCCAGAGACCCAAGCUCCAACCACACAGGAGCAUGAAGAUUGGGCAAAUGUUGUAGAAACUUUUCCGGCAAUCAACACCUCAACAAUUAAAACGAGGAAGUCCGAAAUUGCAACGAUGCCGUCAACUAUAAGCACACCAACGCAGCUCUCAACAGGAACCGCCAACCAACUAGAGUUUCUACAGGACAGAAUUCUAGAAUUCAACGCAAUCGACGAAGAACUGAGGGAAUUAAGGCCAUGAUCAACAACGCUCAUAUUGCUCGUGAGACGGUGGACCACCUGAUAAGCACCGCCAGGAUUCCCAAAGAAGAUUUGGGCGAGCAAUUCGUCUUUCACUUGCUCAAACGUUCCAUGGAGGCUGACACACGCACCACAUGGGAACAGAAGCUGGGAACUUCAACGAAUUUCAUACCUCUGCAGGAGUUAGUCAACUUCCUG